AUGUCCACCAUUGCGAAAAAGCUCGUCGUAUGCGGCGGCAACGGCUUUCUCGGCUCCCGCAUCUGUAAACACGCCGUCUCUCGCGGAUGGACCGUCACCUCCAUCUCGCGAUCUGGCGAGCCUCACUGGGACGCUGUCACCGCCUCCAAGACCCCUCCCGCCUGGUCCCAGUCUGUUGCGUGGGAGCGCGGUGACAUCCUCCGCCCGGCAACCUAUGCUGCCCUCCUGAAGGGCGCCGACUACGUGGUGCACAGCAUGGGUAUCUUGAUGGAGGCCGACUACAAAGGAUUGGUAUCUGGCAAGGAGUCGCCCGUCGCCGGUAUUCAAAAGGUCUUCGCCCCGCAACGAGACAGGGGCAUCAACCCCUUGGAGAGGAAGCAAGGGCAGGAUAUCGUGCCCGAGAACACGAACGAUGAGUUCUCCUACGAGGUGAUGAACCGUGACAGCGCAAUCACUCUCGCAAAGCACGCGGCCGAGGAGAAGGCCAGCGCGUUCUGUUACAUCUCGGCCGCUGGCGGCGCACCCGUCCUCCCGGCGCGAUACAUCAAGACGAAGAGGGAGGCAGAGAACACAAUCACCACAGCAUUCCCUAACAUGAGGGGCGUUUUCCCUCGGCCACCCGUCAUGUACGAUUCUUCGCGACCAAUCACUGUAGCCAUGGCCGCGAUGGUGGGUGGAGGUUCCAUCUUCAACACAUUGACUGGUGGCUAUCUCAACAGUUUCAUGGGCGCAGCGGGCGCGAAGCCCCUCAAAGUCGACACCGUUGCCGAGGCGGUCAUUGAGGCGUUGAGCGACGAGAGCGUUGUGGGUCCGGUCGAGAUACCACAGCUGGAGGAGCUGGCCUCGAAGGCGUGGAGGAAGACCAUGCUGUGA
Emericellopsis atlantica is the source of this 873-nucleotide messenger RNA. RefSeq names its product NAD dependent epimerase/dehydratase. Gene Ontology annotation, molecular function: protein-containing complex binding. The transcript has a single exon. Gene Ontology annotation, cellular component: mitochondrion. The coding region runs from base 1 to 873 and encodes 290 amino acids. NCBI's taxonomy places the organism in Eukaryota, Fungi, Ascomycota, Sordariomycetes, Hypocreales, Bionectriaceae. The record is from RefSeq and is a predicted model, not a curated record.